CGGAACCACGAUCGACGACCGAGUGCUCCGAGCCAGCCGCGACUGCUUUGUGUGCAUCCACGUGCUCGUGUGCAUCCACGGUGUAAAAUGAAUCUGAACCGGCAGAAUAUGAUGGAGCAAUUUCUAGAGACUGUUCGCUUGUUCCCCUUUCUAUACGAUAAAACCCAUCCGGAUUAUAAAGACAAGGACGCGAAAAUGAACCGGUGGGUGAUCAUCGGCAAAACAUUCGAUCUGACUGGACCGCAAGCAGCCGCAAAAUUUAAAAACGUGAAAGAUCGGUGGCUGAAAAUUGUGUCGGCGUUGGAGGGGGCCCGGAAAAGUGGCGCCGGAGGAGAGGCCGCAAAGGUCCCCACGAAGUGGCCACUUUUUGACAUUGUGGAUGGCAUGCUGAGGCACACGCCACAUUAUGCGGAAAGGUCUUCAUCAAAUGUGCCCCCAGAAGAGGACGUCUCCAUUCCGCCAUCUCCUAUGUCAUCGAACAGCCCUUCCAGUCCGAGUGUGGUGGCCAGCUGUAUAUCAAGCCCGGCUGCUAUGCUUUUUCAAGAAAUGUACACUGACAGCCCCAAUGAUUUCAUUGAUGAAGACGAAUUGAGGCUCCCCAGCACAUCAGAAGGUGCGGCAUCUGCUGCUGGCUCUUCAGGGUUGUCACCUUCACAAGCAGGAGCCGCUGCCCCAGAUCCAGGGUCUGCCAAAAGGAGAGCAGCCAAUGGACGUUCCUCUAGGUACUGGCAUGGUUCACAUUUCCUGCAGUAUUUGAAUGAUAAUCAGUGAUUGCAAGAAAACAUUGCGC
Dermacentor albipictus is the source of this 790-nucleotide messenger RNA. RefSeq names its product reticulon-4-like. Gene Ontology annotation, biological process: regulation of transcription by RNA polymerase II. Lineage: Eukaryota; Metazoa; Arthropoda; Arachnida; Ixodida; Ixodidae. The record is from RefSeq and is a predicted model, not a curated record. Gene Ontology annotation, cellular component: transcription regulator complex; nucleus.